GAGCGGGAGGGUUUACCCGAUGAUUUCGAAGAAAUUCGUCCCAAAACUAAGCUAAGUCGAGCCGCUGAGGGAACUUCUGGUAUCUCGAACCGAGCGGACGAGAGUUUAAUCGGAUUGGAAGUGUAUCAUCUCCAUGCUCUUGGAUGAGAAUCCAUUAAUGGAGCUAACUGAUGAAAAUGCAACAAACCUGACAAGGCUUCUUUUCGCUUCUGUCAGAAAGGCUGUUGGAGAGAGGAUUGUUCCUGCUUCUCAUAAUCAAAAGCAAUAUUACAAUAGAGCUCAAAAAUUAUCUAAAUUCUUUGUUUCUUACUCCUUAUUAUCAUUCCUCCUCAGCUCAUAUCAGGAUUUAAUUUCUGUAUUAUGUGUCUUUGUAUUACUAGUAUGAUGAUUUUCUCUGCAUUUUAUUGCCACUCACAAAGAAGACUAAAUCUCAACUUGUCUUUUUCCUAAAUACCAUGAAAUAUUUGAAAGCAACAGGUGAUAUAUAACUGUUGCCAUGAUGAAGAACUACCUUGAGCUUCAUUCUUUUAAGCUAGUUAUGAGAUAAAAUUUGUACCUUUUCAUAGUAAGUACUGAUCUGCUUUCCCUUUUAGAAUUUCAGAACUAUUCUUCAGCUCAUCAAAGAUGCAUUUUUCAAGCAUGGUGAGUAGGAUACAUUGAGAUCUUGUGUGAAGGCUAUUAAAUUCUGUUCCACUGAAUGUCAAGGAGAGCUGCAAGAAUUUGCUCGUAAUAAAUUCAAGGAGCUUGAAGAUGAGCUUAUUGUUAAAGCUUAAAUAUGCAACUAAAGUGAUUGUAUGUUUCUAUCUGAGCCUUUUCUUCUUGAUUGUGGCCUUGUUGACCAAAUGUAUAAGGUUGAGAAGUUUUAAAUUUGAAUGAUGGAUAGGAUUAGUAUUCUCUUCUUGUAAAUUUAAAAAGGUUGUACGAGCUUCAAUUGUCAAGGCCUGUAUCAAUUGAAGACUUAUAUGGAGAUGGUAUCACAAUCUUGCACAGCUUCAGAAACUUGGAUGAUGAGGUUGUUCGUUUUCUGCUGCUUAAUUUGAACUUGGUGUUGCCUGGACUUUGCACUCUAUUGUAAACAGUGAAACCGUAACUGAAGGAUCCUUAUCCUCUUUCCUUUCUAAACAUGGCAGCUUGUUGGAGGAACUCGAGUACUUUCUUAAUGCUCCUCCCGAAGUCAGUGAAGGUGGAAAACCUGGAAAUCAACUAGCCUGCAGGAUGUUUGGUGUCUGUUUAGGAAGACUAAUUUUUUUUUCGACAAAGCUUGAAAGAUUGGGAUACUGUCCGGAUGCUCCUAUUCUUCAAAAGUUCUGGAGGCUUUGUGAGCAACAGCUUUAAAUUUCAGGUACUAAGAUACUUUAGAAAGGAUGGCCAUAACUGGAGGAAGAAAAAGGAUGGGAAAACAGUGAAGGAAACUCACGAGAGACUCAAGGCUGGAAGGAUUGAUCUUCUGCAUUGCUACUAUGCUCCUGGAGAAGAAAACGAAAAUUUUCAGAGAUGCAGUUAUUGGAUGCUCGAAGAGUGAGUCUUUAAAAGGGAUCUCUCACACGUUGUUUUUGUCCACUAUCGAGAAGUAAAGGACAUAUUUUAACCGCAUCAAAGAGACUGAAGGAACUAUUCAAUGUUCCCAAGAAACUGAAGGAGUUAUACGCAAUUCUGAGGUGGAAUGAUCUAUGUCUUCCAGUUUUCAUCCUACUAAUGGUCAAAUUCCUUCACAAACAGCGGAUACAACGAGCAUGAACCGUUUGCUGGCAUCAGAAUAUGAAGAUGCCGAAUCAGUCUAUAAUCAUCAAGCAAGCUCACAGUUUCACUCUUUUCUUGAGUCACAACAGCCUAUCGUGGGGAGGAUUGAUACUGGAUUCUCUUACCCAUAUGUUCAUGUGUCAUAUUCAAAUGAUCAUCAUGGAAGGUCAUCUGGCACUGCUUUUCAACUUACUCAACCAGAUAAGGAUGGAGAGUGUAAUGAUGCUGGAAUAACAUGUGAGCCCCACAAGAACAUUGAUUUCACUUCAUGGGAGGAUGUGUUGGAAAAUUGUACUCCUGGGGUUGAAUCUGUGCAAUAUCAGCCACCAUUUUCCUUAAAGCAACAUGAUAUCAUGGGGCAGCUAUUUGAAAACAGCAUUCUUAAAAAGGAGGAGAACGAGAGGCGAUCACCUGCUCAAGAAGAGUGGCAGGCUUCUGAUGGUGAUUCAUCUGAUUUAGCGAAGUGGGCAUUGGACCAGAGGUUGCAUCAAGACUGGAGAUGUGAUCUUACUUCUCGAUUUCAUGGACAAGAAGUUAAAUCACCAUGUGCAUCCAGAAAAGCAACAUGAUCAUUCUAUUCAAAAUAAUCAACUGACAGAUCCCUCAAAUGGAAACAAUGCAUAUGUUUCUAAACCAGAUUCAGAGAGCCAUUUGACACUGGAG
Molecule: messenger RNA, 2403 nt
Organism: Durio zibethinus
Lineage: Eukaryota; Viridiplantae; Streptophyta; Magnoliopsida; Malvales; Malvaceae
Source: RefSeq, a predicted model, not a curated record